Messenger RNA from Brenthis ino (lesser marbled fritillary), 261 nucleotides. Lineage: Eukaryota; Metazoa; Arthropoda; Insecta; Lepidoptera; Nymphalidae. The record is from the annotation of a GenBank genome assembly.
AUGGAUUCUAGUAAAUAUGUAAUACCAAAAUUACCAACUACUCAGAAUGUAUUGGAUGAUAUAUCUGAUCCCAUUGUUCUACAAUUAGAUAAAGAGUUAAAAAUAAUAAAAAUGGAAGAUAUAUUGAAUGAUGCAUAUAGAUGUUACUGUAACAUUAAUAAAUUAAAAAAAGAUAUUCAUCAACAGAAUGAUUUAAAUGCAAAAUUAGAAGAUUUGAACAAAGAACUGGUCCAUAACAUUGAAAACAUGAAGAAACAACAA